GUUGGUUGUUGACUAGUGAGAGAGAUCAGAAAAGUGAUGGCUAUGGCUACUUCUACUUCCACUCAGCUAUCUUCUUCGUCUUUGUUUCACUCUCAAAUUACCAAAAAGCCCUUCCUUCUCCCAACGGCGGCGACGAUCAGUGGUCUUGGUUUCUCUACACCAAGGCGAAAGUCUCUCUCUUUAUCCCAACGUUCUUCAGUCUCGGCUUUAUCUGCUUCCUCCGCCGUCGAAGUCAAUGAACCGGUGAAGAAAUCAACGAGAACGCUUCCGUUUCGAGUAGGUCACGGGUUCGAUCUGCACCGGCUAGAGCCAGGGUACCCUCUGAUAAUAGGCGGGAUUGAUAUCCCUCACGACAGAGGCUGUGAAGCUCACUCCGAUGGGGAUGUGUUGCUCCAUUGUGUAGUGGAUGCUAUCUUGGGAGCGUUAGGGCUUCCUGACAUAGGCCAGAUUUUUCCUGAUUCUGAUCCUAAGUGGAAAGGAGCUGCAUCCUCUGUCUUCAUCAAAGAAGCUGUGAGACUUAUGGACGAGGCAGGGUACGAGAUAGGAAACCUAGACGCCACUUUGAUUCUACAGAGACCCAAGAUAAGUCCACACAAGGAGACUAUCCGAUCCAAUCUCUCCAAGCUUCUUGGUGCAGAUCCUUCUGUUGUGAACUUGAAAGCUAAAACUCAUGAGAAAGUUGAUAGCCUCGGAGAAAACAGAAGCAUUGCAGCUCACACUGUUAUUCUCCUCAUGAAGAAGUGAGUCGGUUUUUAUCAUAUUCUUUAUGUAUCAGUCACAUUAAAAAGAAUACUUUAUAUGUAAAUGUUAAACUCGGUGUAAUCACCCUUUUGACUUUAGAUAAACCAUCCAUGAUCAAAUC
This is a messenger RNA of Raphanus sativus (radish), 862 nucleotides long. Its product is annotated as 2-C-methyl-D-erythritol 2,4-cyclodiphosphate synthase, chloroplastic. Lineage: Eukaryota; Viridiplantae; Streptophyta; Magnoliopsida; Brassicales; Brassicaceae. Gene Ontology annotation, molecular function: 2-C-methyl-D-erythritol 2,4-cyclodiphosphate synthase activity. The record is from RefSeq and is a predicted model, not a curated record. The coding region runs from base 37 to 744 and encodes 235 amino acids. The transcript has 3 exons. Gene Ontology annotation, biological process: terpenoid biosynthetic process.